This is a messenger RNA of Mus pahari (shrew mouse), 2469 nucleotides long. Its product is annotated as cytochrome P450 4A14. Lineage: Eukaryota; Metazoa; Chordata; Mammalia; Rodentia; Muridae. Bases 1 to 1524 code for a protein of 507 amino acids. The transcript is spliced from 12 exons. Gene Ontology annotation, molecular function: heme binding; iron ion binding; alkane 1-monooxygenase activity. Gene Ontology annotation, biological process: linoleic acid metabolic process; lauric acid metabolic process; icosanoid biosynthetic process. The record is from RefSeq and is a predicted model, not a curated record. Gene Ontology annotation, cellular component: intracellular membrane-bounded organelle.
AUGGCUUUUUUUGUAUUUAGCCCUACAAGAUACUUGGAUGGUAUCUCUGGGUUCUUCCAAGGGGCCUUCCUGCUCAGUCUAUUUAUCGUGUUGCUCAAGGCAGUCCAAUUCUACUUACGAAGGCAGUGGCUGCUCAAGGCCCUCCAGAAUUUCCCAUGCAUGCCUUCCCACUGGCUUUGGGGGCACCAUCUGAAGGACAAGGAGCUCCAGCAAAUUCUUAUGUGGGUAGAGAAAUUCCCAAGUGCCUGCUUACAGUGUCUCUCGGGGAGCAAUAUACGAGUCCUGCUCUAUGACCCUGACUACGUCAAGGUGGUUCUGGGGAGAUCAGAUCCAAAGGCUUCUGGAAUUUAUCAUUUCCUUGCUCCCUGGAUUGGCUAUGGUUUGCUCCUGUUGAAUGGGAAGAAGUGGUUCCAGCAUCGGCGGAUGUUGACUCCAGCCUUCCACUAUGACAUCCUCAAACCCUAUGUCAACAUCAUGGCAGAGUCUGUCAAUACAAUGCUAGACAAAUGGGAGAAGCUUGAUGGCCAGGACCACCCUCUGGAGAUCUUCCACUGUGUCUCAUUGAUGACACUGGACACUAUUAUGAAGUGUGCUUUCAGCUACCAGGGCAGUGUUCAGUUGGAUGAGAAUUCCAAGUCCUAUACUAAGGCUGUUGAGGAUCUAAACAACCUGACUUUCUUUCGUAUGAGGAAUGCCUUUUAUAAGUACAACAUCAUCUAUGAUAUGUCCUCUGAUGGCUUUUUUUCCCACCGUGCCUGCCAGAUUGCUCAUCAGCACACAGAUGGAGUGAUCAAGAUGAGGAAGGCUCAGCUGCAGAAUGAGGAAGAGCUGCAGGAGGCCAGAAAGAAGAGGCACUUGGAUUUCUUGGACAUUCUCUUGUUUGCCAAAAUGGAGGAUAGGAGCAGCUUGUCUGAUGAGGACCUGCGUGCAGAGGUGGACACAUUCAUGUUUGAGGGUCAUGAUACUACAGCCAGUGGAAUUUCCUGGAUUUUCUAUGCUCUGGCCACCCACCCUGAGCACCAACAGAGAUGCAGAGAGGAGGUGCAGAGCAUUCUGGGUGAUGGAACCUCUGUCACAUGGGACCACCUGGGCCAGAUGCCCUACACCACCAUGUGCAUCAAGGAGGCCCUGAGGCUCUAUCCACCAGUAGUAUCUGUGAGUCGAGAGCUCAGCUCACCUGUCACCUUCCCAGAUGGACGUUCCAUACCCAAAGGUAUCACAGCCACAAUUUCCAUUUACGGCCUUCAUCAUAACCCAAGUUUCUGGCCAAACCCAAAGGUGUUUGACCCCUCUAGAUUUGCACCAGAUUCUUCUCACCAUAGCCAUGCUUAUCUGCCAUUCUCAGGAGGAUCAAGGAACUGCAUUGGGAAACAGUUCGCAAUGAACGAGCUGAAGGUGGCUGUGGCCCUGACCCUGCUCCGCUUUGAAUUGCUGCCAGAUCCCACCAGGAUCCCAGUCCCCAUUGCAAGACUUGUGUUGAAGUCCAAGAAUGGGAUCCACCUGUGUCUCAAGAAGCUAAGAUAAUUCUGAUGGAGUCAGGACAGCUCCAGAGGUCUGCGGCCUGCAAUACCUGCGUUUGUCUCUGGCUUAUCUACACAUACUUUGCUUUCUCUUUGAUUUCCAUCCUUCUGCUCUCUGCAAUGUGUCCCAUCAUCUCAUCUUUCUGCCCUCAUUUCUGUAGCUUUUCCUCUAGACGCCUUCCCAACUUGUGCAUAUACCUGUUUCCCAUCUGGCUUUAACUCUGACCAGCCACUGAACCCGCAGCCAGCAGCCUGUCCUCCAGCCUGUUCACCCCUCAUAACCAUUGCACUGACAGAGAAAGAUAUAUUUUAGAGGGAGACACUUGUACCUUUCUCUCCCUUCAGUUAUUAGACUCUUGGGAUAACGGACAUCUUGAAUUAAAAUGUUCUUAGAAAUUACAUGCUGAGAGAGAAUUAACACUAAAAUCUGGUACCAGCCAGAGGAAGGAACUUGACUCAAAAUAAGAGAUUUUUUAGAUAUUUCUGUCUGUCUCAUGGUUAAAAUUAAUGUUUGCCUGCUUUCUGGCACAUGCCUCAUCUUUUCUGUGAAGUAAUAAUACUGAUACAGAAAGGUAGAGAGAAAUGAGUGGUUUUGCUACUUUGGGCAAAACUGUAAAGAAAUCCAUUUUACUUCAUCAAUUUCUGUUUCCCUUUUUCAUUUAAGACACAGGAAAACUACUCAGCAUGAACUUCGGGGAGCCAGAGCAGUUUUGGCGAGUCAGGGAAGCAUGUUGCCAUCUGGUCCCCACUGUUAGAAUGUGGGAGAAUUCUCAGCUCCUGAGAGGUUGUUCUCUGCUUUUGACUCCUGGGCUGGUUGUGUAGAAAUGCAGUUUGGUGUUUUGUGAAGCUAAGUAGUUUUCUGAUUUUAACCUGGUCUUAUUUAUUUAGAGUACUCUGAUUAUUCACUUUACUGAUUUGGAGAAUUCCUGUUAAAAUCACAUGACAUGGA